Molecule: messenger RNA, 2090 nt
Organism: Rhagoletis pomonella (apple maggot)
Lineage: Eukaryota; Metazoa; Arthropoda; Insecta; Diptera; Tephritidae
Product: UDP-glucosyltransferase 2-like
Exons: 4
Coding region: 75-1601 (508 amino acids)
Molecular function (GO): UDP-glycosyltransferase activity
Source: RefSeq, a predicted model, not a curated record
AGAGGCAAACGCUGCCCUUACUACUCGCGGCAGCUUUGCUGUCUUCUACCUGUGUAGCUUACAAUAUUCUCUUUAUGUGUCCCUUCCCAGCGCCAAGUCAUUGGAUGUGGAUGGAGCAUUUUUCACAAGAGCUAUUGCGACGCGGACACAAUGUCACCGCGGUAACCAAUCAUCCAGUCAAGCAGCCACAUCCCAACUUAACGCAGAUCAUUAUUGAGCCACAGUUUGAUAUAACAUAUUACUAUUCCAAAGAGGAUAUUUUUAAAAUGCGUUUUUCCAGCGAUUUCGCAAAUUUGAAUGUAUAUUGGCAUGCCGGCUUAUUGAGCUCUGAGCAUGCGCUCGCUCAGCCGGCAGUUAAAGCUUUGAUCGCUAGCAAGCAUCUCACAUUUGAUCUAAUUGUUUUGGAACAAUUCUUUCACGAGAGUUUUCUGAUGUUUGCGCAUAAAUUUAAAUGUCCUGUUGUGACUUUGGGCACCAUGGGCUAUGCUGAUAAUAUGGACCACGCUAUGGGUCUGCUUACACCUUGGUCAUUUGUUCCGCACUUAUUUCUCUCGCAUACAGAUCGCAUGGACUUCUUUGAAAGAGCUUAUAAUACUUAUCUGUCACUGUAUGAUGCUGUGCUAAGGCGUUGGUACUAUAUGCCGAGAAUGCAGGAGAUGGCUGGGAAAUAUUUUGAAGGAUUUAUUGAAGGUCCUCUCCCGCAAUUGAGUGAACUUGUUCAAAAUAUUUCGCUUAUGCUAAUCAAUAGCCAUCGGGCUGUGGACGCGCCUCGACCCAGCAUGCCCGGUCUAGUUAAUGUGGGUGGCAUACAUAUCAAGCCAGCCAAACCAUUACCAAAAGAUUUACAGUCUUACCUCGACAACUCCACACAUGGCGUCAUUUACUUCAGCUUAGGCUCAUACUUGCAAAGCACCGACAUUCCAUUCGAAAAAAUCCAGCUACUCCUGAACGCAUUCGCCCGGCUCGAGCAAAAUGUAUUGUGGAAAUUCGAGAGCAACGACACCAACGCAAAGCUACCAAAAAAUGUUAAAAUCUAUAAAUGGCUGCCACAGAAUGAUAUUUUAUCUCAUCCCAAUUUGAAGCUAUUCAUUACUCAUGGCGGCAUCUUUAGCACCCAAGAGGGUAUCCAUUGGGGUAAACCGCUCUUGUGUAUACCAUUCUUUGGUGAUCAACAUCGCAACGCUAUGAAAGUGACACGUGCUGGAUAUGCACGCACGUUGAGUUUCGAUAGAAUUACUAGUGAAGACUUAGUGCAUAAUAUACAAAUGUUAAUCAGUGAUGACAUAUAUAAACGUAAAGCCAUGGAGGCAUCGCGCCUCUUUAGAGAUAACCCCACAAUAGCUUUACAGGAGGCCUCCUUCUGGCUGGAAUAUGUGAUAAGGCAUAACGGCGCAAGCCAUUUGAAGUCCCAUGGCGCUUACAUGCCGCUUUAUCAGUAUUUGUUGUUGGAUGUGUUGGGUGGUGUACUUUUAUUUUUAUUUCUGGUAGUUUCGUUAAUAGCUUGUUUGGGAAAGGGGAUAAGUAGACUUGUGUUGUCGCCAAGGCACAAAGCGCGCACAAGUGAAAGCCUGUCGAAAGAAACAAUAAGAAAGAUUGACUAAUAUUUUUUAAUUUACGACCGUCUGCAAUAACAGCACAACUCAAAAUUUCAUGUUUUUUAUUUAUAUAGCGGAUUAGGUUUAUAAGUAACCAUAUUUUUAUAUAAACGCAAAAUCUUUAAUUGACUCUAUUGCAAAAGUAUUGAAAUUUUGAGUUGUGUCGUUAUUGCAGAGGACCAGCGAUAUGUAUGUAUGUAUGUAUGUCGAGAUAGCAACGGGUUCGACUAGUUCAUAAGCCAUUUGUCUUAAUGUAUUUUAAAAAAAUUCAAACACGUGUGAUUAUAGUUUAAUGAACUCUUGCGAUUUAAAAUUUAUUGUGAAAAAAAUUACCAUCAUAAAUAUAGAGAUUACAUUGGAGAUAAUGAUUAUUAUAAAACAGUAAAAAAUUAUUGUAAAUAUAUAUCGUCGUUUAAAUUACAAAACCGCGUAUCACGAAAAUGCAAAACCUCGUACAUAUGAAUGUGAGAUUGCCAAGAUUUUGUAGGAGAGAGU